Molecule: messenger RNA, 399 nt
Organism: Spirodela intermedia
Lineage: Eukaryota; Viridiplantae; Streptophyta; Magnoliopsida; Alismatales; Araceae
Source: the annotation of a GenBank genome assembly
AUGGGGAACGGAAACGGCACGAAACUGCACAAGGCGCUGAGGAAGCUGAACCUCAAAGCUCCGUCCGUGAAGCUAUGGGAGAAGCUCCGAGUCGACUCGUUCCCCAUGUCCCCCACAAGUGUCCUCGCCUUCCAUGAUGACAAGGACAUCAGGAAGGGCUUCUUCGCCGUCUACGUCGGCGAGGAGGCCAGGAGGUACGCCAUUCCUCUGAGCUACCUGAAGCAUCCAAUCUUCCUGGAACUACUCAGGAAGGCCGAAGAGGAGUUCGGCUUCGACAACGUGGGCUCCGGCGCCCUGCAAAUUCCCUGCGACCCGGUGGUCUUCGAGCGUCUGCUUUCGUUAAUCGGGAAAGAGGACGACAUUCUUCCCAACGGCUUGUCGUUCGUCAUUCUCCCGUAG